CAUGUUCCUUAUUCAGAAGAGAAACGACAUAUAUUUGAUCCAUUUGGGAAGAGUGUCAAAUGGAACUUAUCUCCAAUUAAAAGUCGAAGAACUUCUAAAAAGAAAACUUAUAGUUGUAGUGACUGUGGAAAAAAUUUCAGUGACCGUUCAAACUUUUUUCGUCAUGAGAGGAUUCAUACUGGUGAGAAACCUUACAAGUGUGAUGACUGUGGAAAAGCAUUUAUCCAGAGUUCAUCUCUUACUGAACAUCAGAGAACUCAUACUGGAGAAAAACCCUAUAAAUGUAAAGUUUGUGGGAAAGCAUUCACUGUAAAUUCAUCUCUUGUUCAACAUCAGAGAAUUCAUACUGGGGAGAAACCUUAUAAAUGUAAUGAAUGCAGGAAAGCCUUCAGUGACUACUCAUCCUUUAUUCAACAUCAAAGAAUUCACAGUGGCGAGAAACCCUAUGAAUGUAUUGAUUGUGAGAAGUCCUUCACUGAUAUCUCAUCUCUUACACAACAUCAGAGAAUUCACACUGGAGUGAAACCCUAUAAAUGUAAUGAUUGUGGGAAGGCAUUCAGACGAAGUACACACCUUACACAACACCAGAGAACUCAUACUGGGGAAAAGCCUUAUAAAUGUAAUGAGUGUGGAAAAGCAUUCAGUGCCCACUCAACCUUUACACAACACCAAAGGAUUCACACUGGAGAAAAACCCUAUACAUGCAGUGAAUGUGGGAAGGGCUUUCCUGAAAACUCAUCCCUUACUAAACAUCAUCGAAUUCAUACUGGAGAGAAACCUUAUGAGUGUAGUGAAUGUGGUAAAGCUUUUAGCCAGAGCACUCAUCUUAUUCAACAUCAGAGACUUCAUACUGAGGAGAAACCCUUUAAAUGUGAUAAAUGUGGAAAAGCAUUUGGUAACAGUUCAAUCCUGAUCAGACAUCAUCAGCUUCACACUUUAGAGUCAUCCUAAUGAUACAAAUGUUUUGUGGACUAUUUCAUCCUUUAAUGAUCCACUCUUACUUUUUGGUCAUAUGUCUCUUACCCAUGCUAUCCACUCUUCUGCUUAUAAUUAGAAUCUCUAGGAAUGUUGUACUCUUGGGACAGAGUAAAACAUUACAUGAUAUUUUAAAUUUAAGUUUCCCAUACUGACAGUGUUUUGUUAGGUGCAUAAGAGAUUUAGAUUAUUAUGUCCUCUUGGGGAAUUGGCCCAUUUAUCAUCAUUUAAUGUGCCUUCUUAUCCCUUAGUAUCUUCCCUGUUCUGAAGUCUGCGUUGUCUGAAAUUAAAAAAAGCUAUGUCAGCUUACUUUUGAUUAGUGUUAGCAUAGCAUACCUUUCUCUAUCUUUUUACUUUUAACAUUAUGUUUAUUACUGUUUUCUAUUCUUUGCAUUUGUUUCCUUUCUUCCAUCUUUUUAUGCCUUCUCUGGUUUUAAUGGAGCAUUUUAUGAUUCCAUUUUAUCUCUUAUAAUACAUUAAUUAUAUGUCUUUUAAAAACAUUUUAGUGGCUGCCUUAGAGCUUGCAAUAUACAUUUUAAACUAAGUGCAACUUUAAGUAAAAUGACACUGCCUCACAUGUAAUGCAGUUACCUUAUAUCAGAGUAUUCCCAUCCUUUGUGGUAUUAUCAUUUGCUUCACUUAUGCUAUG
This is a messenger RNA of Hippopotamus amphibius kiboko, 1624 nucleotides long. RefSeq names its product zinc finger protein 501-like. Gene Ontology annotation, molecular function: DNA-binding transcription repressor activity, RNA polymerase II-specific. Gene Ontology annotation, biological process: negative regulation of transcription by RNA polymerase II. The annotation marks the transcript as partial. The record is from RefSeq and is a predicted model, not a curated record. The transcript has a single exon. NCBI's taxonomy places the organism in Eukaryota, Metazoa, Chordata, Mammalia, Artiodactyla, Hippopotamidae.